AUGGCAGGGAGACGCUUCAGCCUGUUCAGGCUGCUGAGGAGAGAGAACAGGAGUGGCCCUGGGGUGGCCCCAGCACAGCAAGCUGAGGAACCUCUGCAGCAGGAUCCAGGCCAGGACUGGACGGAGGAGCAGGACCGCCCCCGUGGCCGCUUCCGCAGAGCAGUUCAGAGGUUGCUGAAAAUCAUGCGCAUUCGGCGUAGAACACCCAGAACCACACCACCUGAGCUCGUGUCAGAGCCUGACACCAGGCCAGCUGAGCUCAAGGAGAAGCCUGAUGGCAGCACCGCGCCGAUUGAUUGCACGGCAACCUCUGACACCGCUGUGAGCGAGGACACGGCCAACCCUGACACCGCACUGGCCGACCACAUUGCAAAGGAUGACACAGAACCCAGUCAUUGCACAGCAAAGCCUGACACCGCUUUGGCUGAAGACACAACCGGCUCUGACACCGCAGCCACUGAUGUCAUGGCCAAGGCUGACAUGGCACUGAUGCCAAUGGAUGGCACAUCACACUCUGACGCGGCACCGAUGGACGGCACAGCAAAGCCUGACACCGCUUUGGCUGGUGACACAACCGGCUCCAACACUGACCUCGUGGCACAGGCUGACAUCACACCGAUGCCGACUGAGGGCAGAGUAAGCUCUGAUGAGGCACCGAUGGAUGACGCAGCAAACCCUGAGACUGCCGUGACCGAUGACACAACCAACACUGAAACCACAACAAGUGACCUCAUGGCAGAGGGUGACGCCACGAGUGAGGGCAUCGGAAACGCUGCCACCACGCCAGUUGAGAGUGUGACUGAUGCUCCCAGUGUGCACUUUUUGGAGGGGAAAGGUGUCUCCAGUUGGAAGCCAGUGCCGGCCAUCGUUUGGUACAUCCACCAUGACCUCACCUCCCACGUGUCUCCGCACACUGACAUCUGCAGGCUCGCUGAGGCACACCCACGGGAUGUGGUGAUGACUCUCCUGCGCUGUGCCCCAGAGUGUGACAGAGCUGCUGCAAUGAUGUGGAGAAGCAUCGGCUCCUCGGGAACAGCAGUGGAGAAGGUGCUGCCAACACUGCUCCAAGUGAUGGAGGACUGGCCAGUGCACGGAAUGUCCACCUCCGAUGGCGACAACAGAGACGUGUUUGCCCUGGCUGCAACCCUGGCACUGUGGCUGAUCAUCCAGGAGACCACAUGCCAGGAUGCAGUCAUGAAUUACGUCCCCCGCCUGCUCGUGGCUCUGAUGUUCCAAGUGUCCAUGAGCACAGAGCAGGUACCAGAAGAGGUGAACGCCUUCUGGAGGGGAUGCCUGGACCAACACCGCCUUCCCACCCAGCCCAACAGGUUUUUGAUAGAGACCAUCAAGGUCCUGCUCUGCCACCUGCCGUGGGAGGAUAUUUGGAUGGCAAGGAAGCGCAGGCUUGCCUGGGACCCACUCCUAAAUUCUGACACCCAUCACUAUGCAGUGGGUCUGCAUGUCAGGGAGAUGCGCCGCCAACUGACCCCCUCCCAUUCCCCACUGGCAAUCCACCUGCUGGGGCUGCUCAGCUCUGAGGACCCCCGUUGGGAGCUGCCUGCCCUGGAGUUCCUUGUGGAGCUCCUGGACUAUCUGGACGGAAGGAGAUGUCAGAGCAGUGUUGAGCAGAUCCUGUCAAGGCACCUGCAGAGCGAGUGCCCAGAGAGACGUCGCCUGGCUCUCCGAGGCCGCAUGGUGCUCUGGACAGAUCUGUCAAUGGCCCAAAGCAUCUGCAGCCUGUCUCAACACCUCCUGGAGCUGCUGCCUGAUGCAGACGGAGAGCUGGUCGUGAUGACCCUCUCUGUGUUUGUGACUGUGAUCCGGGACAAAGACAUUCGGGCAUUCAUCUCCACUGCCCCCAAGCUGGCUGAGGCGCUCCGGCCACUCUUAGACAACCUGUCCUCCUUUCACUUCUUCCAAACGGUGAUGGAGGUACUGGUGGAAGGGGGAACACAGCCCUUGGAGAUGCAGAUGCACCAGAGCCUGGUGCUGUGGUUCUUCCUGCACUAUGAUGAGCACCAGUGCGUGGCAGAGGUGCCGACCAUCGUGAGAUCCAUGCACCAGUGCCUCACCUCCCACGUGGCUCCAGGUGUCACGAUGCACAAGAACAUCUGCAGGCUCGCUGAGGCACACCCACAGGAUGUAGUGAUGACUCUCCUGCGCUGUGCCCCAGUGUGUGACAGAGCUGCUGCAAUGAUGUGGAGCAGCAUUGGCUCCUCGGGAACAGCAGUGGAGAAGGUGCUGCCAACACUGCUCGGAGUGAUGGAGGACUGGCCAGUGCACGGAAUGUCCACCUCCGAUGGCGACAACAGAGACGUGUUUGCCCUGGCUGCAACCCUGGCACUGUGGCUGAUCAUCCAGGAGCCCAAGUGCCAGGAUGCAGUCAUGAAUUACAUCCCCCGCCUGCUCGUGGCUCUGCUGUUCCAAGUGUCCAUGAGCACAGAGCAGGUGCCAGAAGAGGUGAACACCUUCUGGAGGGGAUGCCUGGAGCAACACCACCUUCCCACCCAGCCCAACAGGUUUUUGGUCCAGACCAUCAAGGCCCUCUUCUGCCGGCUGCAGUGGGACAAUGAGGUGGUGUCAGUGGAGCGCAAGUGUGGCUGGGACACGCUCCUCUAUGCUGACACCCAGCACUAUGCAGUGGGGCUGCUGGCCAGGGAGAUGCGCCACGUCUUGAUCCCUUUCUAUUCCCGGAUGGCAAUCCACUUGCUGGGGCUGCUCAGCACUGAGGACCCCUGUUGGGAGCUGCCUGCCCUGGCGUUCCUGGUGGAGGUCCUGGACUUUCUGGACAGGAGUAAAUGUUGUGACAGUGUCCUGCCCAUCCUCUCAAGGAACCUGCGGAGCCAGUGCCCAGAGAGGCAGCGCCUGGCGCUCAGAGGCCUCCUGGUGCUUGCUGUGGAUCCCUCAAUGGCCCAAAGCAUCUGCAGCCUGGCUGAAAGCCUCCUGGAGCUGCUGCCUGAUGCAGAUGGAGAGCUGGUCGUGAUGACCCUCUCUGUAUUUGAGAGUAUGCUCCAGGAUGAAGACAUUCGGGCAUUCGUCUCCACUGCCCCCAAGCUGGCUGAGGCACUCCGGCCACUCUUUGACAACGACAACACCCACGUGCAGCUGCUCUCCAUUCACCUCUUCCGAGAGGUGAUGGAGCUGCUGGUGGAAGAGGGAACACAGCUCUUGGAGACACAGGUGCACCAGAGCCUGGUCCCACUGUUCAUCCAUGGGCAUGACGAGAACCAGUGCGUGGCAGAGGCCUCUCGGGAAGUGCUGCUUUGCGCUGCCAGGUUCCUCAAGAGAAGGGACCUGGAGAAGCUGUUGAGGAAAGAGCAGCACUUCAAGUUCUGUGAUUGCCUGAUGGACAAGGACGUGAGCCGAAGGGCCGAGCACCUGCACCAGGCCCUGCCCUACCUGCAGAGCCCACAGCAGCCCCUGCGAGAGGCGGCCGUCAGGUUCAUGGGGAUUGCUGCCUGGCACAUGCAAGACCUGCAGCUCCUCAUGAGGGCCUUUGAAGCCAUGAGCCAGGACGACUGCCCGUCCUACUGCACCAUGCGGACUGAAUUCUUGUCCGCUUUUAGACGGGCAGUAACAAAGUAAUCUCCAGCCAGACAACCUGCGUCCCUCCAACAGCACUGGAAGACCAAGGGACGAGACCACUUCUCAUCGGAGCUGGAGAUUCAGCUGAUGCUGGGCCCAACUGAGCCAGCCGGCAAGGCCAGGCAGCUCCUGGCCUGCCCACCUCUAUGAACAGCCCCUUCCCUUCCCAAACCUUCCCUUCCCAAACCUUCCCAAACCUUCCCAAACCUUCCCAAACCUUCCCAAACCUUCCCAAACCUUCUCCUGCCCACACUUAAUCCUCCCUUUCCCCUUAG
This is a messenger RNA of Pseudopipra pipra, 3860 nucleotides long. RefSeq lists its product as uncharacterized. Lineage: Eukaryota; Metazoa; Chordata; Aves; Passeriformes; Pipridae. Gene Ontology annotation, cellular component: cytoplasm. The record is from RefSeq and is a predicted model, not a curated record. The coding region runs from base 1 to 3585 and encodes 1194 amino acids. The transcript has 23 exons.